GUCCGACCUUGCGGUUUGCGGCGACCGAGGCUUGAAAAUUGUCCGAAGCACUUCGUGAAACUCGCACGUGCAUCUCGUGCACUCGCGCGACGAAUCCCAUCGUCGUCGGUUUCCCGGGUAACCGGAGCGCCGCGCGGAGGCACAACAAUGAGCGGAGGAUUCGCCACGCGAACAACGUUGCCGUGAACAUGUCCCACAAUAUCGAGCAACUACCGCUGUCCGGCAAGGAUAUCGCGGUACCGGCCAAGCUGCCGAUGAUCCUGAAGCAGUUCUGCAAGGCCGCCAUCCGGACGCAGCCUUACGAUCUGCUCAAGUGGUCGAGCUCGUACUUCCGCGCCUUGGCGAACGGUGAGGAACCACCGACUAAAUCGCGACUGGAAUACCCGCCGCCGAGCACCGCCUCCGGCUUGACUCUGGGCUUCCUCAGGGUGCUGCUGCGGCAAUUUGGAAAUUACAACAAGACUUUACCCGUGGAGGCGAUCGCGCGUCGUUGGGACUGCCUUUGUCUGGAUCGUCGGGACUUCCAGACAAUCACGACGAUCGGCAAGUUUCGUCGUAGCUGCCAAGUGAAGAGAUUCUUGGCUAUCGCGGUGGGCCUGCUCGGCGGCAACCUCACCGAGACGAUGAUCAUGGUCUGCCAGUUAUUCAGCCACGAGCCGGACGGCGGCUCCGCGAUGAUCCCGCUCAAUUUGUUCAUGGAGAUAUAUGAGUACCUGGCGGGACUCGCGUGCGACGGCAACGAGAAGAGUUCCGGCGACGAGGAGUCGAGCACGUGUAAGGACACUUCCACCCGUCACACUUCCUCCAUGAACAGCCAGGAUGAUACCGAUGCGGACGUCAAUCUGGAUCUGGAGUCGAUGUCCAAGGACGAGGUUAACUCGUACUCCAAGAGUACGUUAUCCGUUCUGUUCCAGUGUUCUCUGCCUCCGAGUUUGUUUCAUGCAUUCGUUCCUUCCGCAGCCGAUCCGUCGACGGAACCGGUGGAGAGCAGUUCGUUGGAAAGGGAGGAAAAACUGGACGCCCUGAUCGGCGGAGAUCGCGUGGCCAAGGAUACUGCAAUCGGCGAGAGAUUCUGCGGCACGAAGGACGUGAGCAACAGCGACGGGAGCGUCGUCUCCGGAGCGGAGAAGGACAAGAGGACUGCUGGUCGCCUGAAUGUGCCAGGUAUAGGAGCGCGCCUGUCAGCCGAAGAAGUCGCGAGCGUAGCGGCGUGGAUGACCGAGUGCGCGCUGCUUCAGGAGGGUAUGGUGGGUCCGCGAAAUAUCCGGCACACGGAGUGUCCACCUCUGCACCGGCGAUCGGAUUCGUGAUGACAAGUGUCGCGCGGACACACGUAG
Messenger RNA from Dinoponera quadriceps, 1337 nucleotides. Its product is annotated as ropporin-1-like protein. NCBI's taxonomy places the organism in Eukaryota, Metazoa, Arthropoda, Insecta, Hymenoptera, Formicidae. Bases 189 to 1310 code for a protein of 373 amino acids. The transcript has 5 exons. The record is from RefSeq and is a predicted model, not a curated record.